AUGGCAUUUUCUUCCACCAUGGUUUUUUCAGUGAAAAGGCGUGAGCCUGAGCUAGUGAUACCGGCAAAGGCUACACCACGUGAAAUAAAGAAACUAUCUGAUAUAGAUGACCAAGAAGGUCUCCGGUUUCAAAUGCCGAUCAUGCUUUUCUAUAGGGAUAACCCUUCAAUGAGAGGGGGAGAUCGGGUUGGAAUCAUUCGAGAAGGACUUGCUAAAACACUAGUUUAUUACUAUCCCUUUGCUGGUAGGAUUAUAGAAGGAGACAAUAGAAAACUUAUGGUCGAUUGCAACGAGGAAGGUGUAUUGUUCGUAGAGGCAGAUGCAAAUAUCAAUAUUGAGCAGCUUGGGGACAACAUAUUGCCGCCAUGUCCGUUCAUGGAGGAGUUUCUGCAUGAUGUACCUGGUUCUGAAGGAAUCAUCGGCUGCCCACUUUUGUUGAUUCAAGUAACCCGAUUCAUCUGUGGUGGAUUUGCCUUGGGAAUCAGAUUCAACCAUACUAUGGCAGAUGCCUACGGGAUGAUCCAACUUCUAACUGCCAUUACGGAAUUUGUAAAAGGUGCCGCUGCGCCUUCUAUUUUACCCGUAUGGCAAAGAGAGCAAUAUUUUACUGCUAGAUCACCGCCAAGAAUAACAUGCACACACAAUGAAUAUGAACAAACACCGUAUGACGUAUCAUAUGCAGACAUUAUGGAUUCAGACAAGUUGAUUCGAACAGCUAUUUUCUUUAGCCCUAAGGACAUACAAGCACUUCGCAAUCACAUGUCCUUGUCCGGAAAUUUUAUUCGGUGUUCAAGAUUCGAUCUAAUUGUUGCGUACUUAUGGAAAUGCCGCACAAUAGCUCUUAGUCCAGCAGAUCCCGAAGAAGUUGUCCGUCUUUCAGCCAUUACAACUGCACGUGGCAAGCCUGGACUGAAUAUACCGACCAGAUAUUACGGCAAUGCUUUCACUUUUCCGGCGGCAGUAUCCACCGCGGGAAUUCUGUGCACAAGUCCUUUAUCAUAUGCAGUUCAUUUGAUUCAAAAAGCAAAGGCACAACUGAGUGAAGAGUAUAUUAAAUCAGUUGCAGAUUUUAUGGUUAUCAAGAAACGACCCAAAUAUACAACAAUUUGGAAUUUGAUUGUUUCAGACGUAACUCGUAUGGGUUUUGAUAAGGUUGAUUUUGGGUGGGGCAAUCCGAAGUUCGGUGGAAUUCCUUUUGCCACUUCAAAUAUUAGUGUCUGCAUGAAUAUCAAGAACUGGAAGGGAGAAGAUGGAGUUGUGGUAUCCAUAUGCUUGCCACCAUUGGCUGUCCAAAAAUUUAAAUAUGAGCUUAAGAAAAUUGCUUUUUAUUCAAUUAUAUGCAGAAUGUAA
Messenger RNA from Fraxinus pennsylvanica, 1350 nucleotides. NCBI's taxonomy places the organism in Eukaryota, Viridiplantae, Streptophyta, Magnoliopsida, Lamiales, Oleaceae. The record is from the annotation of a GenBank genome assembly.